This is a messenger RNA of Geodia barretti, 447 nucleotides long. The record is from the annotation of a GenBank genome assembly. NCBI's taxonomy places the organism in Eukaryota, Metazoa, Porifera, Demospongiae, Tetractinellida, Geodiidae.
AUGAGCACGCUCCCCGGCAGUAUCCUCUUCGCCUGCACGUGGAACUCCGUGCGCUCGCCCAUGGCGGAAGGGCUGAUGAAGAGCCUCUUCGGCACCCGACUCUUCGUCGAUUCGGCGGGCGUGCGCAGCGGCGGCGGGCGUGAUCCGUUCGCGGUGCUCAUCAUGGCGGAGAUCGGGAUCGACAUCGGCGGCCACCGGCCCAAGACCUUCGACGAUCUCGAAAGCGAAUCGUUCGAUAUGGUCAUCUCGCUCUCGCCGGAAGCCCAGCACAGAGCGAUCGAACUCACCCGCACCGCCCAUUGCGAGAUCGAGUUCUGGCACACCCUCGAUCCCAGCGUGGUCGAAGGCAACCGUGAGACCCGCCUGUUCGCCUAUCGGGAGGUGCGCGACGGGCUCAUGGCGCGGCUGCGCGAGCGCUUCGGCGCACCCCGGCCGCCGGUGGUCUGA